AUGGCUACCAAUUUUGCUUAUCGUAUUCUCCAAAAACCCAAAAACAUAACUGAUGAACAACAAAUGUCACAAUAUCUUUCCCAACCAGUUGAUUUCGGUCCUUGGGAAUCUAGUAUGCCGGAUGAAUUAUUCAAAGAAGAAGUUGAUUUUGGUCGGGUUAUUGUGUAUUCCAACCCUCAACAGCCGCAUGUCCAACGUAAUGCAUAUAUAUCAGAUGUGAAAAAGAGUAUUGAACAUUAUUUUUCUCCAUCUACGGAGGUGAAUAUUCAUCCAUCCAAUAUACUGUGGUUUUGGAGACGGCUAAAACAAGUAGAUAAACCAAUAAGUAUUAUAUUACAAAAUACGAACCGAUUAUUUGAUGGGAAAAAUUUAGAUUGUUUUGAUGGAGAGUUUAUGGAAUUUAGUGAAAAAGUUAAAGCACUUAACAACGGAAUAGCAUGGAAUUAUUCUUUGAGUACGAUAACCAAUAUUGAUUUAUUAAAUAAAGCAAUUAAAUCGAAACAAUAUUUUUCCAUGAAUAAUCAUCGUGAAUUCAUUCGAGAAACCCAGAAUUUCAAUUGGAAACAAAUCGAAAAUGAUAAUGAUAAAUUGGUUCAACAAUUAUCAUUAGCUUAUCAGGUGAAGGUCAUCGACAAAAGGAAUGAAACGAUUGUUCAACCGGAUGAUAAAGACCUUCUUGCCACUAUUUCCAACUACAUAAAGAAUUCAUUCGAACGAAGCCAUGCGACUGAGACAUAUUUAUCCACCAUGCCAUACGAUAUCGAAUAUAAUACAUUCAGCAUCUUAACCAUCAACCGACCCAGUGCCAAAGAUAAUCAUCGGGCGUUAGUUGAAUUAUUGGAAGAGUCACCCUAUAAAAUAAUCGCAGCAAGACUAUCCACCCAUUUGGCAAUGAGAAGAUUGUUAGAUGACUAUAAUAGAAGUUUAACGUCCCAGAGUGGUUCGAGGUUGGGAUAUACGGAAAAAUUAGAAUUUGAAAGACAACGUCGGGAAAUAACGAGAAAUAAUUGUCUUGGAGAUUUAUUAACUUUGUUGGGUAAAAAGGGAUUAGUGAAUGUGUCUAAUGGUCCGAGAUGUAUAUACCUUUUAUCGUAG
This is a messenger RNA of Hemisphaericaspora subhashii, 1095 nucleotides long. RefSeq lists its product as uncharacterized. The transcript has a single exon. The record is from RefSeq and is a predicted model, not a curated record. The coding region runs from base 1 to 1095 and encodes 364 amino acids. Lineage: Eukaryota; Fungi; Ascomycota; Pichiomycetes; Serinales; Debaryomycetaceae.